Molecule: messenger RNA, 3531 nt
Organism: Amphiprion ocellaris (clown anemonefish)
Lineage: Eukaryota; Metazoa; Chordata; Actinopteri; Pomacentridae
Exons: 10
Coding region: 113-2407 (764 amino acids)
Molecular function (GO): protein binding
Source: RefSeq, a predicted model, not a curated record
AUCCAUGUUUACUUUGAAUAUUGUUAGUUGUGCAUCUGAACUUUCUGAGCCACUUUCUGGGGGGAUUUUUUUGUUUUUCUAGCAGAUCCCAGCUCAGCCCAGAGAUGCUAAAAUGAUCCGCUCCAUCGCCAGUCUGAUCAGAGCAAAGAGUAAACUGCUGCUCCUCGAGAAUCCGGACACUGUGGAGAUCUACAAGCUGGAUGAGCCAACAGUUCAUCCCGACAGACGUGGAAAAGGUGACAUUUACCUCCCGGCCAUCACGACAACAACAAAGGCUUCGAGGCUAAAUUCAAUCCGAGGGACUCUGAGUCAGUCCUGUCCCUACCUGUACGACAAACGGAGGGGAUCUUUCUCCUCGGUUAUGUCUCAAAAAACAGAAAAUCACCUUAAAAAACAGAGCAACCUAAAGGCACAAAGGGAGGCAAAGAAAUCCAACGUCACCGUGACGAUGACCUACCUGGGACAAGGUCACCGGACUUCAACCCAGGAUGAGCUGAAGCUUCUCCAGCAGGUCAACGGAGGAGAGAACAUCUGCGUCUUUAAAGGCCUGGUGACUCCUGGAGAGCAGUUCCAGUUUGUGUCUCAGAGACACCGAGGUUACCCCUUCAGUGCUUCCCUGUACGUGAACGGCAUCAUGGUGGCCAGAAUCAGCUCCUGCUGCGAGUACCGCUACGCUCCGGGCUUCCAGCAGGGCAGGAAGAGCUGCUUCAGAUUGGCCUGGCUGGCUGGUGGGAUCCCCUGCUACAGAUGUACAAGUCUGCGAAACAAAUACAGCUCCUGCCAGCAACUAAACAAUGGCACAAAAGAGAACUUAAUUCUCCCUCUAGAGCAGAGUCCUGGCAAUGGCACGAUAGAUUCAUGUCCAUCAUCCCCCCUUUUUAUCCCAGCCAAACCUGUGAAAAAAUCAGCGAGGAGGACGAGAAAACACAUCAAAGAAGGCGGCGGCGCAUCCACGGACAGCGAAGACCUCGGCAUAGCUGGAAUUAAAGAGACCUCCAAGAAGAAGCGACACAAGGGUCAAACUAAUCAGAAAGAGAGCAAAGGCAAGACAGCUGGAAAUAACAGAGGGGAAGAGGGACAAGACAGCAAGGGCUCAGAAAGGUCAACAGUGGCAGAAAAAUCUGAAGAGCGAGUGCCGCCAGCCAGACGAGAGCAGAAACGGGACAAAACAUCCAGCAAUGUCGAGGAGCAGCAGCCAUCAAACAAGACAAGAAAAGCUGUCGAUUCAUUACAGGAUGAGGAAGCACUGACUAAGCAGAACAGAGAGAAACAGAAGGACCCGGGAUCAUAUGGGAAAAACAGAGAUGGGGAAAGACUGAAGGACUUCUAUGAAGAAUGUGUGGAAAUGAGUGCAGCAUUGAAGCAGGGCCCAAACAAACACCACUGGUUCAAGGCAAACAUCCUGGAGAGGUGCCGGCUCCAGAAGAGGCUGUCGACGUGCCCCGAAGCUCACGGCUCAGAUGUGGAGCUCAGUGCAGAAAGUGACACCAUCCAGCAGCCUGAUGGAGAGCCGGAGGAGGAGGAGGAGGAGGAGGAUGUGGCUGGCAAAGAACAGCCUGUUGAAGAACAAGACCUGCAGGCUCAGCUUGACGCCAUGAUGACGGUGCUGAGCAGGUCUGACGAGGUGGAGCAGCUGGUUUUAAGGAACACGGACCUGACGGACGACCUGCUGCUGAGCCUGGCGGCGGCGCUGAAGGGCAGCCCGUCGGAGGUCACGCUGCUCAACCUCAACCUGAACCUCAUCGGGCCCUACGGUGCUCACAUCCUGCUGGACGUCCUCCGAGUGAAGCCUCAGGUCAAAGGCUUGCACUUGUUUGGAAACAAACUGCGUGAUCACGGAGUUCUGACCCUGCUGAAUGGAAUCGCGGAGCUGCAGGAGCAAACGGCCAGAACUGCUGCUGCCAUCCAGCAGGCGAUGCUUUUCCCACCGGAGCAGUUACUGCAUCUGCCCACCGGGUGGAGCUCUUUCAGGGUUUUUGCUCUCCUGGAGCUGGACAUCGGGGGAAACGGCCUGAGCAGCGAGGGGGUGAAGGUGUUAGCAUCAUACGUGAGAUCCCACUCAUGUCUGCGGUACUUAGGGCUGGCUCAGACCAGUGGGGCAGAUCUGGCGGCAUGGAAGGAACUCUUCGACAGCCUAAAAGGAAACGGCUCGCUGACUCAGAUCAUCCUGGAUGAGAACAACCUGGGAGACCCCGGGGUGAGGCUGCUGGCCGACAUGCUGAGAGAGAACACGAGCGUGAGGCAGGUGGAUCUGGACAGGAACGGCAUCAGCGACGUGGGAGGAAAUGACAUCAUGGGCGCUCUGCUGUGCAGGAUGCAGUUUCCACUGAGGCACCUGAGCCUUCAGGAGAACGACAUCAGCGGCGGGCUGAUGAGCAGGAUACAGGAGGAAGUGAAAUAUAAAUGAAUCCUGCAGGACGCACAUGUAAACCACGAGGAACUGUAACGUAAACAAAGCACAACUCAAAAGAUUCUUUGUUUACAGUCUGAGGACGGAGAGCAACAAGCUGACUCAUUUGACUUGUUUGACCAUCAAACACGCUAAGAUCUCUUCCUUCCUAUGACUGGGUGGCCCCUGCUAGCAAAUGCUGCAUCUCAGUUUAGUCCAGGCAGGUAGUGUAGGAGGCAUGUUUGCUUUAGAGCUGCUCUGCGGUCUGGAUGCAUUUUCAAAGCGCUAUCAAUGAACUGAACCUUUCUUCUGUUCGGUGAGGUUACAUGUCCAACCUUGAUGUUUUUUUUCUUCCUCUUCUUCUUCUUCCCACCAGCGUUGCCCCUCAUGACUCCAAACCUACUUUGCUAAAAACCGACUCCGGCUCAAGGCUCACUGAUCCCUCUGUCAUCCUAUUGAAUAAUUUGCUGCCUCCUGACAAAAAAGAAACCACAGUGAUUCAUUCCACCCACAGAAUUUACAAGUGGAAGACUUACCCACAACAUUUCUCCUCUCCCAACCCAAAGACGUUACAGUAGCCAUCGUAUCGGAUCGCCUUUCUCCACAUCUACAAAUCAAAAGAGAGUCAUAGACAGCUAAGCCAUGCCACGUCAACCACCCUCAUUUUGUUGUUCUUGUCUCUUCAUGUGCCAGACAGAGCUUCGAUUCACAAUCUAAGCAUGAGCGAGAGAGACAGAGAGGGGAAAAAACAGCAAAACUAGGGCAAAUUCAUCUGAAUUUCGAGGCCGUCAUCUCAUUGUUCUAUCAACACAGACAUUCUGAGAAUAACUGUACCUGUGAUCAAAGCUUGUCAAAGUGGUAAUUAUCUCCUCCUCUCAGGGCUGCCAGUAGUGAUUCUGCUGAAACCAACCCGUCCAUAUUUCAUCUGCAGUCUUUGCGAAUUCCUUUCUGUGGAACCCUGAUAAAGACACUCCCUGAACCCCCAGGAGGAUGACAGAUAAAUGAGGCUGGCGUUCCUGAAGAUAGCAUCUGCAGAAGUUAUCCUGCUCUGCCGUCUCAGAUUUGAAUACGUUUCUGUUUGCAGUGUUACAAUUCAAAGCCUGUACAGCAAAAAAAUAAAAAUGUCUUUAUUUUAGGAAUCA